CUCACCACAGUUGCUAUAGUCAUGCAGCUUAUUCUAGCUUGAUUUAGUAGCAUGCUGUGUGUGCACGUCAAUUAGGCCUAAAUAAUGUGUCACCAGAAACAUUACUCAAUCGGUCACCGACUCGGCGAAUGUCACGUCUGCGUUGACUACCUGUGUCCGACACCGGAUAUUGCUACUGUCGCAGGGACAAAUCUUGAUACUGAUAACACAACUAGAGAAAAUAAUUAUUACAUUUUUGUCUUUUAAUUUUUUAAUUAGUUACUUUUGUGAGUGACCUACUAUUAUUCUUGAUGUAUCCGAAUCCAGGAUACGUUGACAUAAGCUGAGCAGACAUGUGUCCCCUUACGAAGAAACUACUCCAUCAAGAGCAUACAUUGAUCAUCCAUCAAAGGAAGCUGCCAUGACAUUUUCAUUCAAUCCUUUCACUUGGUUGGCAGCAAUCAGGGAUCAUCCUCCACAAGGCGUUACCCUUAUUAACAUCCUCAAUGCUUAUGUCCAGCAAUAUUGCCUUUCUGGCCUUUCUGUACUUUGUGCAGGGCUUGCCAAACGGCCUGCAGACUCGCUUCCUUCCCAUCUACUUCCGAACUCAUGGCAUGUCCCUCUCUAAAGUGGGGUUCUUCCGACUCUUGUUUCUGCCAUGGAUGUUGAAAGCCCUCUGGGCGCCAUUGGUGGAUCGUUUCGGUACCAAGAAGCUCUGGCUAAUCUGGAGCAUGCUGGGUAUAGCGGGUACAACCUUCAUUGGAUCAUUUUCUGGUCCCGACCGCCUUGCUGAGCUAACGGCCAUUUUGUUUCUGUUCAAUAUUUUGACAUCAACGCAGGACAUAGCAGUGGACGCUCUGGCAAUUCAGAUCCUCAGCUCAUCGGAGCUUUCUCAUGGAAACAUUGCUCAAGUUGUUGCCUACAAGUUCGGGUCCUUGUGUGGAGGUGGUCUCUUUAUUUGGCUCAGUGAUUAUUUCACUUGGAUGGCUUUAUUUCAGUUGUUGUCACUGGUCUAUUUAACAGCAGUUAUUACGGCGGCCAUUUUUGUCCCCAAACAACCAAGAUGUGUAAUAACAAUUAUUGUUCCAGAUCCACAGACGGACUUAGCGCCAUCUCAAAAUGAAUCUGAAGCUGGAUCGGAGAAGGCAGAUGUGUUAGAAAAUCAACUUGCUGCAAGUACAAGUAGCUUUCCUGCUGCAAGGGAGGUUCAAGAGGAUCUUACGGGGUUGAACUGGUUAACAAAUCACCUUUCACUCAUUAUGAGUUCAGAGGGAACAAUGUGGACCAUCUGUUACGUGUUUGUGUACAAACUUGGAGAGCAGGGGACGCUGAGUAUGAUAUCUCUGUAUCUGUUGGAUCGGAAGAUGGCGGCGGCUGUGGUUGGGUUUUGGACUGGAGUUGUUGGAUUGGUCAUCUCCAUGUUAGGAUCAUUCAUCGGAGGAUGGGCCGUGUCAGCUUAUAAGUGGCAGCCAGUGACGGUAUUGAAGUCCAUUGCUUGGGUGAGAACAGCACUAAUUGGCGUCAUCAGUGCGACUGUCAUCAUAGCAACCAUGUCUGAACAGGAAGACUUUCAUAGCUUUUGCAAUUUUGUCAUCCUCGUUAGCAUGCUGGUGUUGCUUCUAUUCAGUGGCAUGACAACCACCAUGACCUUCACCUUGAUGAUGCAGUGUUCACAGAGGGCGCCACCGUGUGUUCAAGCCAGUCACUACAGCACAGUGGCCACCAUUGAAGUGGUGGGAAAGUUGACGUUUUCUGUACUCGUUGGAAUGCUUGCUGACUCUAUGGGAUAUCCAUUUUUGUUUUUUGUUUGUACUUUGCUAGCAGCAGCUGUUGUGCCUUUAUUUAAAUAUGCUCCGCCAGUUUUAUGGAAUCAAGAAAUUGUGAAUAAAAACUCUUGACAAUAA
Molecule: messenger RNA, 1883 nt
Organism: Gigantopelta aegis
Lineage: Eukaryota; Metazoa; Mollusca; Gastropoda; Neomphalida; Peltospiridae
Product: major facilitator superfamily domain-containing protein 3-like
Exons: 5
Coding region: 486-1877 (463 amino acids)
Biological process (GO): transmembrane transport
Cellular component (GO): membrane
Molecular function (GO): transmembrane transporter activity
Source: RefSeq, a predicted model, not a curated record